Messenger RNA from Closterium sp. Naga37s-1, 214 nucleotides. NCBI's taxonomy places the organism in Eukaryota, Viridiplantae, Streptophyta, Zygnematophyceae, Desmidiales, Closteriaceae. The record is from the annotation of a GenBank genome assembly.
AGUGCUACGUGUGGGGGGCCUUCCUGCAACCACCCCUGUGCAAACCAUCAUCACCGCUUUCAGCAAAGUCAGCAGGGUUGGGCAUGUGGGUCUUUCAAGUGGAACCUUCCUCCUCACAUUUGACUCUGUCCGCACAGCCACUGUUGCCAAGCGCAUGAUGCAUCGGUCCUUGCUAGCAGGGCAUCAAAUCACGGUGGAAUUUUCUCGCCAAUAA